Folsomia candida is the source of this 1245-nucleotide messenger RNA. RefSeq lists its product as uncharacterized. The coding region runs from base 240 to 1181 and encodes 313 amino acids. The transcript is spliced from 4 exons. The record is from RefSeq and is a predicted model, not a curated record. Lineage: Eukaryota; Metazoa; Arthropoda; Collembola; Entomobryomorpha; Isotomidae.
UGAUUAUUUGGUCGAAGAAAAAAGAGAGAAUCAUUUCUCGGGGUUAUUGACCUUCUCCCGAAUUGCAUGAGAUUUUCCUACUGUUCAGCCAUUAUUAUUAGUAGUGAUAUUUGAUUUUGGAAUGAAUAAAAUUUCUACAUUUGUUGAGCGAUAAGUCUAAGUUAAAUUGUUAAUUUUAAUUGUUAAUUUAAAUUAAAAUAGUGUCAUAUUAAAUGUAACAUUAAGUUACAUUUGCAAACAUGGAACCACCACCAAAUAAAGUGAAGAUCACAAAAACAUUUUUGAUUGAAAGAGGGACUAAACCCAUUGUGAAAUUCCUGGGAGAAGAUGAAGAUGGAAAUCUGGUGGAACUGACAGAAGACGUGGUCAGCCCAGAUGGUGUUAUGACUGCCGUGACACGACCUACUACUACUCGUGGAUUUGCUAUAAAUCCAUACAGACCCAAAAUUGAUUGGACUCCUCCAAGGCAAGGAUCUCUGAAUGCAGCUAUCUGGAAUGAUCUAAACCUGUUUUUGGGUGAUACUUUCACUGGACAUGAAAGUGACUUGAAGACUGCACUGCCAGAGAAAGAAAUCACUCGGACAGUCACUCUCAAUGCUGUCUCGUAUGUGAUUUAUAUGAAGACUGGAAGUAUCCGAUGGAAAGAUCAAAGAGGAAGGUGGCAAAGAAUGUGUAAUGAAGACAGAUGUACCAAAAAGAGUUACAACACGGAUGGAAAAUGUGACGAACAUUAUAUGCGGUGGAAUUAUAUGCGGGUGGCAGCAGUGUCCGAUACAAUGUAUGGGGUCAGCAUUGGAAAGACUUUUCAAAAUUCAAAAUCCCCUAAAACAUGCAUCAGUCACUAUCACCCCCACGAUGAAGAUGGAACACCCGUGUUUCAAAAUUUGGCUGGUUCUGCAGAGGAAACCGACAUGAUGGAACGAGUUGGACAAAUGGCGACAGCAGUGUGUGAGAUGCUCGGAGGACAAAUGGAUGGACGACGCAUCAAGUAUGGUCUCAUGAGAAUAGAAGCUUCAUCAAAUUGGACCUCUGAGUAUGUUCAACGAAUGAAGACAGUUGUAGAGUGGAUGUCAGGACAGAAAUUAGUUUUCGAUGUAGAUGCAGAAUUUGAUGUUGAGAGUAUUAAUUUGAAGCCGUUGUAUGAUCGAAUUAAGCCCAAAUUGUCAUUGUUUAAGUCAUAGUCAAAUAUGUGUUAAAUAAUAGUUAAAUAGUUCUUACCUCCCGCAAUGUAGCCAAUAGUGUCAA